Kluyveromyces marxianus DMKU3-1042 is the source of this 1482-nucleotide messenger RNA. RefSeq names its product dihydrolipoyl dehydrogenase (gene LPD1). Gene Ontology annotation, molecular function: flavin adenine dinucleotide binding; dihydrolipoyl dehydrogenase (NADH) activity. The record is from RefSeq and is a predicted model, not a curated record. The transcript has a single exon. Gene Ontology annotation, cellular component: mitochondrion; oxoglutarate dehydrogenase complex. Bases 1 to 1482 code for a protein of 493 amino acids. Lineage: Eukaryota; Fungi; Ascomycota; Saccharomycetes; Saccharomycetales; Saccharomycetaceae.
AUGUUGAGAAUCGGUUCUACUCGUUCUUUCAGUUCUUCUGCUCUUUUGAAGACAGUUACCAAGAAGCACGACCUGGUCGUCAUUGGUGGUGGUCCAGGUGGUUACGUUGCUGCUAUUAAGGCUGCUCAACUUGGAUACGAUGUUGCAUGUGUCGAAAAGAGAGGCAGACUAGGUGGUACUUGUUUGAAUGUCGGUUGUAUUCCAUCUAAGGCUUUGUUGAACAACUCUCACUUGUACCAUCAAAUGAAGACUGAUGCCAAGGCCAGAGGUAUCGAUGUGAACGGUGACAUCAGUGUCAACGUUGCCCAAUUCCAAAAGGCUAAGGACACUGUCGUGAAGCAAUUGACCGGUGGUAUUGAGAUGUUGUUCAAGAAGAACGGUGUCACCUACUACAAGGGUCUUGGUGCCUUUGAAAACGAAAAGGCUAUCAAGGUUCUGCCAGUCGAAGGUCUAGAAGGUUCUGUUACCGAGGACCACUUGUUGGAAACCGAAAAGAUCAUUGUUGCUACCGGUUCCGAAGUCACUCCAUUCCCAGGCAUCACUAUCGAUGAGGAAAGAAUCGUUUCCUCCACUGGUGCCCUUUCCUUGAAGGAAAUCCCAAAGAGACUUGCUAUCAUCGGUGGUGGUAUCAUUGGUUUGGAAAUGGGUUCUGUCUACUCCAGAUUGGGCUCAAAGGUUACUGUCAUCGAAUUCCAACCUCAAAUUGGUGCUUCCAUGGACGGUGAAGUCGCCAAGACCACCCAAAAGAUCUUGAAGAAGCAAGGUCUAGAUUUCAAGUUGAGCACCAAGGUCAUGUCCGCCACCAGAAACGGUGACGUUGUGGAUAUCGAAGUCGAAGGUGCCAAGGACGGUAAGAAGGAAUCCCUACAAGCUGACGUCCUAUUGGUUGCCGUCGGUAGAAGACCAUACAUCGCCGGUUUGGACGCUGAAAAGAUCGGUCUAGAAGUUGACAAGCGUGGUAGAUUGGUCAUCGACGAACAAUUCUCUACUAAAUACCCUCACAUCAAGGUCAUCGGUGAUGUUACUUUCGGUCCAAUGUUGGCUCACAAGGCUGAAGAAGAAGGUAUCGCUGCUGCUGAAUACUUCAAGUUGGGUCACGGUCACGUUAACUACGGUAACAUCCCAUCCGUUAUGUACUCUCACCCAGAAGUCGCUUGGGUUGGUAAGACCGAAGAACAGCUAAAGGAAGCUGGUAUCCAAUACAAGGUCGGUAAGUUCCCAUUCAUCGCCAACUCCAGAGCUAAGACCAACAUGGACACUGAAGGUUUCGUUAAGAUCUUGAUCGACGCUGAAUCUGAACGUUUGCUUGGUGCUCACAUCAUCGGUCCAAACGCUGGUGAAAUGAUUGCUGAAGCUGGUUUGGCUCUAGAAUACGGUGCUUCUGCUGAAGAUAUCGCCAGAGUUUGUCAUGCCCACCCAACUCUUUCUGAAGCAUUCAAGGAAGCUAACCUAGAUGCUUACUCUAAGCCAAUUAACUUCUAA